AUGUCUCUCGUCUACUUGAACUUACUCCUCAUUUUCGGAGCAUUGGUUCUCAAUUCCCCUUCCCUUGCUAUUCGCUAUCCAAAUCACAAACCCUCACCAGAGCACAAUCCAUUAUCACCAGAGUACGGACAGUUAGUUCACAAGCCACCACCAAAAUCCAAUCUGCUUUUCCACACACCACCAGUCCCAGUCAUUCCACAACCUUCAGAAACGUUUAAGACAAAACCAGUCUGGAAUAACAGGCCAAGUCCUGCUGCUAAAGCUCCCGUGUAUCCUGGUGAUAAACCGCGUGCACCACCACCACCGUCUACUCAAGAAGCAUUGACAGCCUAUUUUCACCACCCUGGACACCUUCCAGCAGAGAAAACAGGAAACUAG
Daucus carota subsp. sativus is the source of this 378-nucleotide messenger RNA. Its product is annotated as proline-rich 33 kDa extensin-related protein-like. The transcript has a single exon. Bases 1 to 378 code for a protein of 125 amino acids. Lineage: Eukaryota; Viridiplantae; Streptophyta; Magnoliopsida; Apiales; Apiaceae. The record is from RefSeq and is a predicted model, not a curated record.